Lolium perenne is the source of this 1988-nucleotide messenger RNA. RefSeq names its product glycine-rich RNA-binding protein RZ1C. Gene Ontology annotation, molecular function: mRNA binding; zinc ion binding. Gene Ontology annotation, cellular component: nucleus. The record is from RefSeq and is a predicted model, not a curated record. Lineage: Eukaryota; Viridiplantae; Streptophyta; Magnoliopsida; Poales; Poaceae.
CGACGGAGAUGGCGGGCAAGGAGGACGGCCGGAUCUUCGUGGGCGGUCUCUCGUUCCACACCGACGAGCGCAAGCUCUCCGACGCCUUCCGCCGCUUCGGCAAGGUCGUCGAUGCACAGUCUCGUCUUAUUGGCCACCAAAUAUUUUAAGCAGCGUCAUGGCAGCCCGCAAUUAAACUGUGCAGCAACAGCUGGUAACUUGUGUGACGAAAACUGAGCUGAGCUGAAAUUCCAGAUUAGUUUGUGGUGAAUCACUGCUAUCAUGUAGUGCUCAUUGAACGACGUCUGAAGGCUAACAGUCUAACUGAUGAAGCAACAUUUGAUGCUAGCAGUUAUCCCAACCAACCCACAUCUUCGACCACUUGCACUUGUUGGAUAUUGAUGUCUGUGGUCUUCAUGUGCUGUUUUUCAUACGAUGGAAGAUGUGAUCUUAUCGACCAGCAUGACAGUGUUUUGGACACCAGUGAUCGUCCCGAGAAUGCUGUUGUUUUGCUUUCGAUACAGUAAUUCACUACUCAGCUGAAGUGAAAGACUAAUAUAUGGAGCUAUACCACUAAACUGGUUUAUAUUUGUAGUGUAGUAUGAUGAUAUCAUAUGAGGGGAGUAUCAUGAACUUUGAGGCAUGCCUGGUUCGUGAUGUUUUUGUGGCAAUUGAAGUUGAUUGCUUCUCAACUUCUAGUAUGCUACAAUAGGUUUAGUAUGAUAUGUCCCUUAGGAAUCCAAACACGGAGAGUUUCCCAAGAGGAAUCUAGUAUGUAGAGGUAUCAGCAGAAAGUGGUAGCAGCAAUGAUUGUUUGGUUGGAGUAGCCAGUGUUGCUUGAUGUUUGUUUGCCAACUGCUUGUCAGUGACAAUGAGCUUUGCUGUCUUUGGAUCUGCUCAGUCACAAAGAGCUACAGUUACACCCAGCCAGUUAUGUGGCAGUUUUGAUUCGUCUAUUGAAUUAUUGAAACUAUGAAUAAUCUAAUGCCUAUACUGCUCUGAAGAUCAUGCUGGAGAGACACACAAACCGCCACCGUGGCUUUGGCUUCGUGACGUUUUCAGAUCCACGGGCAGUUGAGGAAGCUAUCAAUGAUAUGCACAACAAAGAGUUGGAUGGCCGUACCAUUUCAGUGAACAGAGCUGAGCCCAAGAUGAAUACAGAUGACACACGGUACACCAGUGGUGGUGGUGGCGGUGAACGUGGGGAUUAUCGUGCCCCCAAGGGUGAUGGUCCACUCCCUGGCAACUGCUUUGAGUGUGGCCGUUCUGGCCAUUGGGCCCGUGACUGCCCCAAUCCUGGUAGUGGUCGAUCUGGGCGUUUCCCUUCCAAGUUCAGCGGUGGUGGUGGCGGCGGCAGGGGAGACCGCUUUUCUGGAGCAGACAGGUUUGGUGAUCGUUAUGGGGAUGACCGCUAUGAUAGUGGCCGUUAUGGAUAUCGUGAUGCUGUUGACAGCAGAGACAGGUAUGACGGGGGCCGUGACCGUUAUGCCAGUGACCGGUACCCCGCUGGAGGUGAUCGCUUUGGUGCAGACAGGUAUGUUGCUGCUCCAGAUCGCUAUCAGCCAAGUGCAGGAUACGGCAGGGAGCGGGAGAGAAGCUAUGAGAGAGACCCGGUGCGUGGCAGCGGCGCCUAUGACAGGAGUGGCCCAAGGGGUGGUGCAAGCUAUGACAGGGAUGGCCCUAGGGGAGGCAUCAGCGGUGGCUAUGACAGGGAUGGUCCGCGUGGUGGUGGUGCUGACUAUGGCAGUGGAGGACCUGCUCGCUACGACGGAGGAAGCUACAGGGAGAGGCCUGGGCCGUACGAUCGCCCCAGCAGGGGAGGAGGAGGACGCUACGAGGAUCGCUUCUAGUGGAGCUGCUACAAGCAAGUUGUGUAUUUGCACUUUAAUCCUUUCAGUUUGGCAUGGGCUGAAUGCUUAAUGAGUACUGUGGAACGGUUAUCUCUAUUCUGUAUUACAGAUGGUACUCGCACUGGUUCAGUUUUAUCCAGCAGACUGUUUUGAUGCUGA